Messenger RNA from Eufriesea mexicana, 645 nucleotides. RefSeq names its product histone-lysine N-methyltransferase SETMAR-like. The record is from RefSeq and is a predicted model, not a curated record. The coding region runs from base 1 to 645 and encodes 214 amino acids. Gene Ontology annotation, molecular function: histone H3K36 methyltransferase activity; histone H3K4 methyltransferase activity; single-stranded DNA binding. Gene Ontology annotation, cellular component: site of double-strand break; nucleus; condensed chromosome. Lineage: Eukaryota; Metazoa; Arthropoda; Insecta; Hymenoptera; Apidae. Gene Ontology annotation, biological process: double-strand break repair via nonhomologous end joining; replication fork processing; DNA integration. The transcript has 2 exons.
AUGAAUUCAACCGAUAUUUGUGUAAUUUUUUUGUAUGUGUAUAAACUUGGUAAUAAUGCUGCAAAAGCUGCACGCAACAUAAACCAAGCGUUUGGGGAGAAUGCAGUUAACGAUCGAAAAGUGCAGCGUUGGUUUGAAAAAUUUCGUUCUGGUGAUUUUCCACUACAAAAUGAUCCGCGUGGAAGACCCAAAACUUCUGUGAAAAAUGAUGAUCCGAAGGCAUUGGUGGAAACGAAUUCAACUGUAUCCAUGAGAGAACUUGCUACCAGGAUGAACGUUGAUCAUACAACAAUAUUACGACAUCUUUCUGAAAUUGGAAAGGUAAAGAAAAUGGAUAAGUGGGUACCGCACGAACUAACCGAGCGAAAUAAGCUGGAUCGGUUGAACGUAUGCUCAUCGUUACUAACCCGAUUUCAUCGACAGCCAUUUUUUGAUUGGAAUAUUACCUGUGAUGAAAAAUGGGUUCUUUACGACAACAGGAAAAGUUUGGUGGAAUGUGACUGGGAUAAUUCAUUACUCGUUCCUUCGAACUGGGCAUACAAUUAUGGCCCAAAGCACUGCCAGUACAUUGAUGAGAUGCACGAAAAAUUGAAAAUUAUUGAAAACAUCACUUCUCAACCGGCAUGGCCCACUGCUUUUCCAUAA